This is a messenger RNA of Eleginops maclovinus (Patagonian blennie), 9214 nucleotides long. It is a transcript of the gene myo16, whose product is annotated as myosin XVI. Gene Ontology annotation, biological process: neuron projection morphogenesis; phosphatidylinositol 3-kinase/protein kinase B signal transduction; negative regulation of G1/S transition of mitotic cell cycle. NCBI's taxonomy places the organism in Eukaryota, Metazoa, Chordata, Actinopteri, Perciformes, Eleginopidae. The record is from RefSeq and is a predicted model, not a curated record. The transcript has 35 exons. Gene Ontology annotation, molecular function: cytoskeletal motor activity; ATP binding; protein phosphatase binding. Gene Ontology annotation, cellular component: myosin complex; nucleoplasm; perinuclear region of cytoplasm. Bases 342 to 6206 code for a protein of 1954 amino acids.
AGCCGCAGCUCCCUUUGCCGACGGGUUGAUCGAGGGAGUGAAUGUCUGUGUGAGUGUGUGUGUGUGUGUGUAUGUGUGUGAGUCUGUGAUUGUGUAGAUGCUGCAACCGGAGCUGCUGCUGUUACUGCCGGUGAAUAAUACAGACAAGGGAACGGAGUUUGGGUAGCAUGCAGGGAGCCAAAUUAAUAAUGCAUCCUGCUGGGCUACAUUAGUUAGUUGUGCUGGAACCUGUAGCUGCCUACUGUCUGCCCGCCUGCUUGACUUACUGACUCCCCGCCUACCUUCCUGCCUGCCUGCCAGCCUUUUUGCCUGACUGGCGGACUGUCCGACUUAGUCAGAAAAUGUCUCACUACCAUUUCAUCAAAUGCUGUUGCUUCCAGCUAUGUAAUGUCUUUCGUCAGAACAUGGAGAUAGACCAGUGCCUGCUGGAGUCUCUCCCCAUUGGCCAGCGCCAGCGGCUGGUGAGGAGGAUGCGCUGUGACCAAAUAAGGGCGUACUACGAGAGGGAAAAAAGCCUUCAGAGACAACAAGGUGGCCUUAAGGUUCGUGCCCUUGCCACCCAGCGCAAGAAGCAUCGCGUACGCUUCGGCCUCCCUGAUGUCCUACAGGAUGCCAUCAUUCGCCAUGACGACAAAGCAGUGUUGCGUCUCCUGAAGGAGGGAGCAGACCCCAACACUCCCAUCUCUUCUGGCGGAUCUUUGCUACACCUGUGUGCUCGCCAUGACAACGUGUUUGCGGCUGAGGUUCUGAUUGAGCGCGGCCUAAAUGUGAACCUGCAGGACGAGGACCUGUGGACGGCCCUGCAUGUGGCGUGUGUGUGUGACUAUGCAGACCUGGUGCUGCUCCUGCUGCUGUCUGGAGUGAAUGUGCUGCUGCAGGACGUCAACGGAAACAUUCCUCUGGACUACGCAUCCGAGGGAACUGAGACUAGCUACAUCCUCCGAAAACACUUGGAGGAAAAUGGUGUGGAUGUGUCAUCUAUGCAUGCAAUGAAGAUGCAGAGACCAAGCACAAUGCUGUCUGAUGUUAGACAGCUUGUAGCCAAGGGGGAAAGCAUCAACCAGCCCAAUGAUGACGGGGUCACUCUGAUCCACAUAGCGUCUGCCAGUGGUUAUAGAGAGGUGGUGUCUGUGUUGUUGGAGAGUGGGGCGGACCCUCAUCCUGCUGACAACAACUUCUGGACCCCUCUUCACCUGGCUGCUAAAUAUGGACAGACAAGCAUCGUUAGCCAGCUCCUGAGGCACAGAGCAAACCCGACUCUGUUGAACUGCAACCAAGACAAGCCUUCAGACAUUUCCGCGUCAGAGCCCAUAGCUGACAUGCUGCUGAAUGCAGAGGAGAGCUGGCUGCAGAGACUCAAGGACCCCUCCGCUCCUCUACCCCCCACUGACCAACGCUAUGACGGCGGCUCACACGACAUCAACACUCCUGUCAAGAACUUGAACCCCCUGGGUCUCUCUAUCUCUAAGCGUGACAGUCUGCUGGAGAAGUGUGCCAUGUUCAGAGAGGCAGGUGGAGCGCUGAGCCGACAGCCCUCACAGGACAAUGGCCUAGAUGGCCCCUUUAGCUCCGGUGCCAGCAAACUGGAGCAGGUCAAGCUGAUGCCUCCAGCUCCCAAUGACGACCUGGCCUCCCUCAGCGAGCUGACCGACAGCAGUCUGCUCUACGAGAUGCAGAAGCGAUUUGGCAACGAUCAAAUCUACACUUACAUUGGACACAUCCUUCUGCUGGUCAAUCCAAACAAAGAGCUGCCCAUCUACUCCACCUUGGUGAGUCAGUUGUACCUGAGCUCCACGGGUCGUCUGUGCUCCUCUCUGCCGCCUCACAUCUUCUCCUCAGCAGAAAGAGCUUACCACAUGAUGCUGCAGGAGAGACGCCCGCAGUGUUUCAUCUUGAGUGGUGAAAGUGGUUCUGGGAAAACAGAGGCCUGUAAGCACAUAGUGAGACAUCUGACAGCCCGCUCCAGCCCCAAAGGCUUUGCGCUGGAGCCCAGAAUGAAACACGUGAACUGUAUUCUGGAGGCCUUCGGUCAUGCGAAGACGCUGAAGAACAACAACUCGAGCCGCUUUAUCAAACUGCUGACCCUCCAAUACUGUGACAAGAGGAGGACACUGCUCAGAGCCCGUGUGUACGCCCACAUGCUGGAGAAGUCUCGUCUGGUCCACCUGCCUCCUCAGCAACACAGCUUCAACAUCUUCCAUCUGAUGGCUGAAGGCCAGUCGCCUGAGGAGAACAGCGCCCUUUACCUAAACAAUAUCCUGGCUCAUAGGUAUCUUAGUGGAAGACUUUCCGGGGAGAACCCUCCAGUAGCUGCUGCCUCCACCGAGAGCAGGGAACGCCUGGCAGCAGUCAAACAAGCCCUGCGAGCCUUGGGCUUCAACAAGCAGGAGGUUGACUCGGUGUUUACGCUGCUAUCUGCUGUGCUCCAUAUUGGGGACAUAGGUUUUACUGCAUUGACAGAUGCCGAUACAGCCUUCCCUUCUGACCUGCAGCUGCUGGAGAGAGUUGCUGGAUUGUUGCAGGUUUGCUCCGGUGACCUAAGCAAUGCCCUCAUCUCUGACGUUCAGUACUUUAAAGGUGACAUGAUCUCCCGACGCCACACGGUGGAGAUGUCAGAACAGUACAGAGACCAGCUUGCGAAAGCCAUCUAUGGUCGCCUCUUCAGUUAUCUGGUCAACAGCACCAACGACUACCUUCAGGGACAGGACGACAGCAUUGGUGAUCCUGCCCUUGAAAUCGGGAUCUUGGACAUCUUUGGGUUUGAAGAAUUUCAAAGGAAUGGAUUUGAGCAGCUGUGCGUGAACAUGAACAACGAGCGGCUGAGGCAGUAUGUCUCUGAGGUGCUAUUCCAGCAGGAGCAGGCUGAGUGUCUGCAGGAGGGCAUCGCCAUGGAGACCCCCCACUACUCUAGCAACCAAUCAGCCGUCCUGGACUUCUUUCUUGAGAAGCCUCAGGGAUUGCUCUGCGUGUUAGAUGAGGAGAGCCAGAGCCUGCGGCCGGCAGAGCAGAGUCUGUACAAGAGGCUGUCAACGCAGCUGGACUCAUGUCCUACUCAUGGUCUGUCUCUAACAACCAAGGAUGGAAACGGAAACCCACCACCCAAAGAUCAGGGGCCAGCCUUCACUGUCAGCCACUACGCAGGACAGAUUUCAUAUGAUCUCACAGGAUCACUCACAAGAAACAAAGACUCCCUUCCUCAGAAUCUCCUGUUUACGAUGAAGUCCAGUGAGAGAGUGUUACUGCAGCAGCUCUUCCAGUCCAAGCUGACUCAGACUGGUUCCCUGGUGCCAGCUGCCCAGGGCCGCGCCGGGCUGAGGGGGCCUAAAGCCGCCCUGUUGCUCCACAGGAUGCCAUCAUCCUCCCUUGUCACAGUCAGCAGUGUCCCCCAACAGCCCCGGAGGUACCAUGACCUUUCCAAGAUCUUGAAGAAGAAAGGAUCGAGUUCCUUCCUCCAACGGCUGGAGCGCUGUGGGCCCAUCACAGUGGCUGUCCAGCUGAGGAACACACUGUCAGAAGUGAUGAGUAAGCUGCAGGCUUGCACUCCUCACUUUGUGGAGUGUGUGCGCCCCAACACAAGCGGUCAGCCCGAAAGUUUUGACAGCAUCCAUGUGUCCACCCAGCUGCAGUACAUCGGGGUGCUUGAGAUGGUGCGCAUGAUCCGUUAUGGAUACCCUGUCCGCCUCUCCUUCCCCGGAUUCCUCAGCAGAUAUAAAGAUCUCGUGGUCCCGACUUUGGGAGACAAGAAGAAACUGUCCCCUGAAGAAAGAUGUCGCUCCGUUCUGCAACAGUCCAAACUCCAGGGAUGGCAGAUGGGCAGCAGCAAAGUGUUUCUGAGGUACUGGCAGGCUGACCAGCUGAACGACCGCUGCUACCAGCUUCAUAAAAAGAUCAUCACCUGUCAGAAAGUGGUGCGUGGCUGGCUGGCCAGACAGCGUGUUCAUCGCCGGCUGUCAUCACAGCAGAAAGAGGAGGGCGGUGUGCAGCGUUUCCUGCAGGGGGCAGAAGACUUGGGGAUGCGAACCUACGACCACUUGGUCAUCCAAAAUGCUUCCGACAUCGCACGAGAGAGCGAUCGCCUGCGCUGCCAUGGCAACAGCCUUAUCAACACCCUUGGCAAUAGCCCACCACUUGGUGAGAGGCCUGAGCCGGUGGGCAAGGAGGAGGAUCAGCCCAUCAAGAGGGUUGUGGAGAAAAGCGGAAAAGCUUACGAUGGUCCUGUCAAUGGGGGUGGUCGAGUUAUUCGCCAUUUUCGGUCUAGCUCAGUACCCAUCCCUCUCGCCAUGGAGAACAUGUUCCCUUCCACAGCCAGUCCACCCAUCAAACCAGCCCUGCAGCAGGUGGCUCAUACCAACGAGGAAGGGGCAGGCGGGGGAGCUCUCUCCUCCCCUCGCAAGCAACCUCCGCCCAAACCAAAGAGGGACCCCAACACCCGCCUGAGUGCGUCUUAUGAAGCUGUCAGUGCAGGGUUGACGAUGUCAGCCAAAGAGAGUCCCACUCCAGAGGGAUAUGGUUCCCCAGCUGGAAGCCCUCCUAAAUCCCAGCUGUCACCCACAGACCCAGCAGCCUUGUGCAAGCCCCGUCCCCAUAGUGAUGACUAUACAACCAUGAGGAAGGUGCCACCCCCCAAACCUAAACGCAGUCCCAACACCAAGCUGUCGGGCUCGUAUGAGGAGAUCAACGCUGUAGCUCCGCACAUCCACCAGCUGCGUCCUGCUGAUGUAAAACUGGCCCUGCUCUCCCGGGCCGGGGGAUUCGGAGGCUUUGGUGGUUUAUUGCAGAAAGCAGCAUCUGUAGAUGUCCCACAAGGGCUAGGGCUGAGCCUGUACCACGGCCAAGACGAAGAGGACGUGUACAUAGAGAUGUUAGGCUCCCAGCAGCGGACUCGGAGCCUCCAGGAGCCUCCUGAUAGUCCGGAGCUGGACGACUCUGAGGCCGUCUAUGAAGAGAUGAAGUAUUUCCCUAAUGAAGAUGGUGCAAGUCCUGCCACUGUGGUAAGCAAGGCGGCCAAACUGGAGGCUCUUGGCUUGAACCUGGUGGGAUUAGGGCCGUCUCCCCCUCAUAGCGGGGAGAUCAAACGGAUGGCGGCAGGGUUGACGGCUGCUAUGGACAUCACUCACUCACAGAGCAGUGCCAACAGCGGCAAAGACGGCAGCUGCGACAUCCCUGCUCCCUUCCCCAAUUUGCUCCCCCACCGUCCACCUCUCCUGGUGUUUCCCCCCUCCCCCGUAACCUGCUCUCCUGCUUCAGAUGAGUCUCCCCUCACCCCACUAGAGGUGAAGAAGCUGCCGGUGUUUGAGACUAACCUGAACUAUGCUACUGGCCCAGACAGCCCCCUGUCUCCACAGUACGCCCGCCAAAGGGCUGACUCCUCCCCUAGCCUCACUGUCCUCAUGCCAGACAAGAAGUCCACCCCUCCACUCACCCCUCCACCUCCACCUCCUCCCCCCAACGCCCUGCCUCCCCCCUACAGACCGCCAUCACACUUCCCCUUCCCACCUGAGACCAACUUCCAGGGUGUGACCAGAUGUGUCACAGGAAGCUCAGACCCCCCCAAAACCUCAUCCUCUCAAAGGGUAAGUGGGGAGCCCCUGGGGAAGCCCCCUCCCUACUCCCCAGCGAAGAUGACUCGUCCUGAGCCUCGGAGGGCUCACUCGUGCUCCUCCUCUCCCCUGCUGUUCAACCCAGCCAAUGGCAGACCCCUGACCAGCCCCCUGGAUGAGCUCAACACUCUGUUCAGCUCGGGACGCAGCCUGCUGAGGAAGCCCAGCUCCGGCCGCAAGACAAGAGAUGGAGGAUUCAAUUCUAAUAUCAAUCUGCCGGGGAGGGAAGAAUGUGGCUCUGCUCCCAACUCACCAUCUGUGCAGCUACAGGACAAGAACGCCAACAACCACACACACCCUCACUCCCAAAGCCCCGCCCCCGUAGAGAACGGCAACCAGAUUUCCAACGGGUCGCUGGAGGAUGAGAGUCACAGCAAGUCAAACUCCUCAAGCUCCGCUUCUCUACACAGACACAUGGACAGCCAUCAUACUCAGGUGUUCCAGCGGUUACGUCUGUCCAACGGGGAUGAGAGCGCUACCCUCGGGGAGCUUCUGCGAUGGCGGCGAGUUCAGUGUGAGGGGCGGGGUGACUGGAAGCACCGUCCACCUCAGCCUCCACCCCAGCCCCCCACGCUGCUCUGGACCAACAGGAAGGCCUCUCCAUGACAGAGGUGGUAUGCAGAUGCAGCACCUCUCUCUUUUUCACUCCAGCCAGAAUCAGACAUCUUUUUGUUUUGUUUUUUGUGGACCAAGUUACCUCCAUGCCCAGGAGCUGUGUUAGAGCUCCAUGUCCGAAAGUAUGAGCCUCGUCCCUGGGCUGAAGGUCCUGCCUCUGCGCCUUUGACCUUGACUGUGGAGGAUCCCAUAACCUAAAUGAUACAAACUAACACUCUGUAACGCUUACAGGUGUUAUCUAUGAAAAAACACAGUGGGAUACAGACACAGUAAAAGUCUAUAGAGAUCCAGAUUUUAUUAUUAGAAAGAGACAUAUUAUUAUUUAUUUUCAGUUCUUCUAAGACAAAAUGUAUGAUGUCCAUAAAUGGGUGAUUGAAUAUAAGAGCAGACGAUUUCUGUUUUCAUAGUCCAAUAUUAAAUGGCCCUUUUACUCAGUCUGUAUAAUAAACAGAGGAGCUCCACCCCAGAACAUGGUGCUGAUUAUACUUGACUUGCUGUCCUGUGAUGUUCCCAUGAAUGCUUGUGCGUGCGCCCCCGAGUCUCAGACCUCUCUGAAGUUUACAAGUCAAACAGCGCCUUUGUACGGGAUUAGACAUGGGAACUUUUCAGGUACAGCUCUCACUUUGCCUCUCACAUUCGGGCACUAAGUGCUACUGCAGCCCUGGCGAUUUGAGACCAGGGGUCAGGGUAACCUCAAUAAUAUCCCACGGUGCAUUUCUCUUCCUCAUUGUUACCACCAGCCUUUGAGGAAUAAAAACCUCCGGCCAAAACAGAAACUACUGCACUUACCUUUACCAGGAUAAGGGGAUCCAACAAAAAGAAACUACUGUGGUUUAAGGUAUAAAGGUAAAGCUUUAGCUGACAGGUAUAUAGUUCAUGUUUUGAACAUGGAACUCUGUGCCAAAGUGAUACAACUUGCAAAAGAUACGUCUAAAAUAAUAAGUAGAGUUAUUUAAAAAAUACUCAUAUACAUACUGACAUGAAUGACCAAAUCAUAGCUGUUACUGUGCUUCAGUGUUGAUUCAAAGGACCGUUUCUCAAGAUCAGAAGAACAUGGCGGAAAGAAGUAAAAAACUACAGUCUACACUUGAAAAGUAGCAACUAAACUCUCAUUGUACACCUUAACAGUUUCAUGUGUUCGGUGUUGUUCAGGAGACUGUGCAGAGCUCAGGAACUCACGCACAGAUGAACUGGAUUAUUGUAUAGACGCCCCUCACCUUCAUCUCCUUCUCCUCCGGACCCCAACAAACACACCUCUCUCCCACCUCCCAUUUCUAGUGGAUCAAACCGGCUCUACGGGUGUUUCCAUGAUGACGGCUUUGUAAAUAUUGACCUGUGUUGUAUGUUCUAGCUUGUACUGUAUAUUAGAAGAGCACCGAGAUUGAAUUGAAAGAGGGAGAGAUGAGAUAAUGCUGUCUAUGAUGGUGAACUGAGAUUUAAGAAUGUCUUGGGUUAGAUGCAAUGACUGAGGUAAAGAGAAGAGGUUUAUUUUAAAAUGUGAAUAUCUUUUUUUCAGAAUGAUUGUCUAUGGCUAUAAAAUUCUUUAUACUCUAUUUAAUACCCCCCCGGCCCCUUUGUUCUGUUCCUAUGAAGCAAGGCAGAUGUUUUCAUUGUAUUUGGAUGUUUUAUUGCACAAUAUUUAUGUGGUGUUGUGUUGACUUCUGUAAUGGGCUGGGCGUGUCUCAACAAGCUUUUUUGAUCUUUAAAUAUCGGUCGGGAUUGUUAGAGCCGCAAAGUGUCAAUAGCUCUAAUUGAUUUCUCAUUCCCACUGAUCACCCACAAUGUGUCUGAUUGAUUCAGCCAUACGAAUUAGCAGCGCUAUCACAGGAUCGAUCUCAGCUGCUGUCAGUGCCCAAAUAUUCAAGAGGAAUUAGAGGGAGAUCACCGAUACUCACAGCAGAGAUGGCUGAGCUGCAUUUUGGACUGACUGGCUGAAUGUAUAAUAGCAACGUUUUCUUUCACUGCCUGAAACCCUGUGUAUAUUAUUACUGGAACAUGCGCCUGUAUCUAAACACUGACUGCUUAAUGUGAUUUAUUGUCUUCAGAAGUUGUGUACGCAGGCCAUUUUUUUUAAAAAGCAAGUUAAUAACGAUGCAGCAUUUCUGAUAAGGUAUGGAUUUGCUCCCUGAUUCACAGCCUGUGUGCUGAGAUUUGGGGUUGCAUGAGUAGCACUGCAAGGCAGAACUAUGUCAAACAUUUUCAUCAUGAUUCAGCCGAGAUCAAGCUACUCAACCUUGCCAAUGCCAAUGAAAGAAAACGUAGAGCCUGUGUAUUAGUCCUUUAUCAUGAUCAGAGAUCUGGUUAGUCGUGUGCAUUACGGUUUUGUGUGAUUCCAUGUUUACUGAAAUCAUGAAAUGAGAUUAAUUGUUUUUUUAUUGUCUUUUAAAGCAUAUCAAGCUUUUACCUUUGCAUGACCACAUGUUGGGCCUGGCCCUUUAUAACGUGCUCAUGCUGAAAAGAUAAAUAUGGCUUUAUAAUGUGAAGAACUGCUUCCCACUGCACUGUGAGUCAUUGCACUGUCCCCUGUCUGUCAUCUAAACACUCGUCAUCCAUUUACGUCCACCUUUAACUGGACCGCUCCAUCAUUUACAAUCCCUGAUGAUGUCUCUCAGUCUGUCGUAAGCAAAACAGAGCUCUGGCAGCCAGUCAUUGUUGUUGGUCAGGAAUCUAUAAAUCCUCUGCUCUGAAAUCAACUCUCGGGUGUUACAGCCAGUGCAGAGUGGCCAUUUUAUCGUCCCCAGUCCAUGUAUAGUUGUCCGGAGAGACACAAUGUUUUAGCACCUAAACAGGGGUAUCUCACUGCCUUUCAUAGUGUUGUCGUUUUUUUUUUUAUUGUUGUUGUCUUUCCUUUGUACAUGACAACAGUAUAUUUGAACCUGCAUACAUAUGUGUUUGUGGAAAGAAAAAAGAUUGUAUGUGAUCUUUCAUAAUUAUUAUGUUACCAAUGUUUUAUAAGUACUGUACCUGUACAGCAAUAAAGCACAAUUGUGUCAAUGCCA